Messenger RNA from Alnus glutinosa, 2168 nucleotides. RefSeq names its product L-type lectin-domain containing receptor kinase IV.1-like. The transcript has a single exon. Gene Ontology annotation, molecular function: protein kinase activity; carbohydrate binding; ATP binding. The coding region runs from base 3 to 2006 and encodes 667 amino acids. NCBI's taxonomy places the organism in Eukaryota, Viridiplantae, Streptophyta, Magnoliopsida, Fagales, Betulaceae. Gene Ontology annotation, biological process: protein phosphorylation. The record is from RefSeq and is a predicted model, not a curated record. Gene Ontology annotation, cellular component: plasma membrane.
GGAUGCAAAAUAUAGCCAUGUUGUCCAACCUAGUAUUCCUUCUGCCUCUCCUAAUCAGCUUUGUAGCCUCCGAAGAUACCACCUUCACCUACGUCGGGUUUAAAUCGGCAAAUCUAAGCCUUGAUGGCAUAGCCGAAAUCACUUCUACUGGCCUUUUGAGGCUCACUAAUAAUACAUACUUUCAAAUGGGUCAUGCUUUCUACCCCAAUCCAAUAAGCUUCAAGAACUCGUCGAAUGGCGACGUUUCCUCCUUCUCUACGACUUUCGUCUUCGCUAUCGUUUCUGAAGGUGCCAAUUUCAGCGGUCAUGGGCUUGCUUUCGUCAUUGCUCCAACAAGAGGACUCCCGGGAGGUAGUUCUACCCAGCGCCUUGGACUUUUCAAUAUUACCAAUGAUGGUGAUCCCAAAAAUCAAGUCGUUGCCAUAGAGCUCGAUACAUUCAAGAACUCUGAGUUUGACGACAUCAACUCGAACCAUGUUGGGAUUGAUAUAAAUGGCUUGAAGUCCGAGCAAUCUGCUGGCGUAGGAUAUUAUGCUGAUGACAAUGGUGGCGGGUUUAGGUCCCUGAGCCUUAUAAGUGGCCAGCAAAUGCAAGUUUGGGUGGAAUACGAUGGUGUCGAGAAGCAAAUUAAUGUUACUUUUGCUCCACUUAAUGUCGGUAAACCCAAAAUUCCGCUAUUGUCUUUGUCCCGCGAUCUUUCACCUAUCAUUGCCAACGACAUGUAUGUUGGCUUCUCGUCCUCAACUGGCCGGCUCCUAGCAAACCAUUAUGCUCUGGCUUGGAGCUUUAAGAUGAAUGGCCAGGCUCCAGAACUUCUCCUCUCUCAAGUUCUGCUGCCUCCGAUAUUAGUAGGUAUAGAGAGAUCUAAAUUUUUGACAAUUGGGUUGCCUGUGAUAAUUGUAAGCUUAGUCUUGGUAGCAAUUUCAGGUGUAGUUUAUGUCAUUAGAAGGAAGAGGAAGUUUGAAGAAUUGCUGGAAGAUUGGGAGCUUGACUAUGGGCCUCAGAGAUUCAAAUACAAAGAUCUUUUUGUUGCCACAAAAGGAUUCGGAGAGAAAGAGGUAUUGGGUAAGGGUGGAUUUGGAAAGGUAUAUAGAGGUGUACUACCUACCUCCAAAAUUGAGAUUGCGGUGAAGAGAGUCUCCCAUGAAUCAAAGCAGGGAAUGAAAGAAUUUGUUGCAGAAAUUGCCAGUAUGGGUCGGCUCCGCCACAGGAAUUUAGUACCACUCUCGGGGUAUUGCCGGCGAAAGAGAGAGUUGCUUUUGGUGUAUGACUACAUGCCCAAUGGAAGCCUAGACAAGUACCUCUUUUACCAACCUAAGCUCACUCUGGAUUGGAAACAGAGGUUUGGAAUCAUAAAAGGUGUGGCAUCGGGGCUGCUUUAUCUACACGAAGAAUGGGAGCAAGUUGUUGUUCACAGAGAUGUCAAGGCUAGUAAUGUCAUGCUAGAUGGUGAACUAAAUGCUAGAUUAGGAGACUUCGCUCUUGCAAGAUUUUAUGACCGUGGAACUGCCCCUCAAACGACUCAUGUGGUUGGAACCAUUGGGUAUAUUGCGCCGGACCUUACUCGAAGCGGCAAGGCCACAACAAGCACCGACGUGUUUGCCUUCGGGGCCUUUUUGCUUGAGGUCGCUUGUGGAAGAAGACCAAUAGAGCCACGAUGGCAAACAGAGGAUAUUAUUUUGGUCGAUUGCGUGCUUUCUCACUGGAACCGAGGUAAAAUUCUUGGGGCAACGGAUCCAAAUUUGGGUACAGAAUAUGUAGCAGAGGAAGUAGAGUUGGUAUUAAAACUUGGGUUGAUGUGCUCUAAUUCAGAGGCUUCACCCCGGCCAAGCAUGCGGCAAGUUGUGCAGUUCUUGGAGGGGGAUGUUCCUCUUCCAGAGUUACCAUCUGUUGGUCUUUGUGCCAGCGGCUUAACGUUUCCCAUGUCUUAUCCGGCGGCUCCUAUGGACAAGGCCUUCACACAUUUGUCUUCCGUUGAAGACUCGCUUCUCUCGGGGGGUCGUUGAUUCUACAAGUUUUUGUUACUUAUUGUGCGUUUUAAGUGAGUCAAGUGACCAAAUUUUUCUUUUCUUUUCUUUUCUUUUUUCUUUUUAUUGAUGCUACUUGCUAUCAAAAAAAUUAUGUGUUUCUUACGUACUAAUGAGUAACGACAUAUGAUACUUUUAAAG